This is a messenger RNA of Andrographis paniculata, 2367 nucleotides long. RefSeq names its product protein NRT1/ PTR FAMILY 4.6-like. NCBI's taxonomy places the organism in Eukaryota, Viridiplantae, Streptophyta, Magnoliopsida, Lamiales, Acanthaceae. Gene Ontology annotation, molecular function: transmembrane transporter activity. The transcript has 5 exons. The record is from RefSeq and is a predicted model, not a curated record. Gene Ontology annotation, biological process: transmembrane transport. Gene Ontology annotation, cellular component: membrane. Bases 345 to 2108 code for a protein of 587 amino acids.
GGUGGGAUUAGCAUUAGCCUCCCUGCAGGCUCCAGCUAUAAAAGCAGAUUGGAGGCAAGCAAUCUUGUUAAAGAUGGAGUCUAAAGCAUCCUCUUAAAGUGCGCCUCUGCAUCUGCCUCUCUGUGAAUUCUUCCUCACCUCAACACCAUCCACCUUAAUUACAACAUAUGCACUGUGGGUGUGCGUGUGAGUACAGGCGCGUACAGAGUGUACCUGUGACUAAUCUCCAUUCCUGAAUCCUGAUCGAUCUGGGAUAUUGUAUCGUGUGUCUAUAUUAUGAUGGGGAAUUGAGCCACAAGUAAUCUGAUUGGUUAUUGAGCAGCAGAGAGGAAAGGGGAGAUAGAAUGGAAGUGGAGAAUCAGUUGAAGAGCGGGAAUACGUGGGAAGGGUAUGUGGAUUGGAGAGGAAAGCCUGCUCUGAGAGACAGACAUGGCGGCAUGCUCGCUGCUUCCUUUGUUUUGGUGGUGGAGGUGUUGGAGAAUCUGGCGUAUCUGGCAAAUGCAAGCAACUUGGUGAUGUACCUUACGGACUACAUGAAUUUCUCGCCGUCUGGUGCGGCGAAUUCUGUGACGAACUUUAUGGGUACGGCGUUCCUGCUGGCUCUUCUGGGCGGCUUCCUAUCCGAUGCUUUCUUCACCACUUAUCUCAUCUACCUCAUCAGUGCACUGAUCGAAUUCCUGGGACUUGUAUUACUCACAGUGCAAGCACACUCAAGCUCCCUGAAACCAGCAAAAUGCAUCCCUGGCAGUCCAGAGGUUCCUUGUCAUCAGGUUGAUGGAGGAAAAGCUGCAAUGUUGUUCCUAGGCCUGUAUCUAACAGCACUUGGUGUCGGAGGCAUUAAGGGGUCUUUACCACCACACGGAGCCGAACAAUUGGAUGAGGACACACCGCGGGGAAGGAAGCAAAGAUCAACCUUCUUCAAUUACUUUGUGUUUUCCCUAUCCUGUGGAGCCUUAAUUGCUGUGACCCUUGUGGUCUGGAUCGAAGACAACAAGGGGUGGCAAUGGGGAUUCGGAAUCUCCAUGUUGACAAUAUUAUUGUCCAUUCCAGUCUUCUUAGCCGGUUCGAAAUUUUACAGAAAUAAGAUUCCUCUUGGAAGUCCAUUGACAACAAUUUGUAAGGUUCUGGUUGCUGCCAUACUAAACACUUGUAUGCCAAGAAGUUCAAGCAAUGCCAUUGCAAGUAUGGCAACAAGUCCUCCAACGCCAUUUGACGAUGGAGAAAUUGUACAAGGAAAUGACCAGGCAGGGAAGUCAUCGGUCGGAUCUCCAUCAGAAAGUCUCAAAUUUCUCAACAGAGCAGUGGUGAACAAGCCAGCAUUGGACAUGCUGAAAUGUUCGGUGCAGCAAUUGGAAGAGGUCAAGAUUGUCUUAAAAAUCCUCCCCAUCUUCGCCUGCACCAUAAUGCUGAACUGCUGUCUGGCUCAGCUCUCGACAUUUUCAGUCCAACAGGCUGCCACCAUGAACACAAAGCUCGGAUCCUUAAAAGUACCACCGGCCUCCCUUCCUGUCUUCCCAGUUGUCUUCAUCAUAGUUCUUGCGCCACUCUACGACCAUGUCAUCAUCCCAUUUGCACGCCGCGUCACAAAAUCUGAGAUGGGCAUCAGUCACCUCCAACGCAUUGGAAUUGGACUGGUCCUCUCCAUUGUGGCCAUGGCAGUGGCUGCAUUGGUUGAAAUCAAGCGUAAGCGAGUAGCCACAGAAUCAGGGAUGCUGGAUUCCCACAAGCCGCUGCCAAUCACAUUCUUCUGGAUCGCAUUUCAGUACUUGUUUCUUGGAUCGGCGGACCUUUUCACCUUAGCCGGUUUGCUAGAGUUCUUCUUCACAGAAGCACCAUUCAGCAUGAGAUCAUUGGCCACAUCCCUGUCGUGGGCAUCACUGGCGUUGGGCUACUACCUCAGCACCAUCAUUGUAUCAAUAGUGAACGGCGUGACGAGGCAUUACUCAACUCACAAACCAUGGCUCUCCGGCAGCAACCUCAAUCAUUACCACCUGGAGAGAUACUACUGGCUUAUGUGUGUGUUGAGCGGAUUGAACUUCUUGCACUAUCUCUUCUGGGCUACAAGGUACAAGUACAGAUCAACUGGAUCCAACUCCAGCAGCAAAUAAGUAACCUCACCACCCAACCAUAUAAUGAGCUAGGACUACACCAAUUUCAGGAUCCAGAGAGGUAACUACGCAUUAGGCCGGGGCUGUUGUAAUGUAUCAUGUAUGUAUAUAUAUACGCCCAAUGACCACUUAAUUUCUGGAUCUGGAUCCAGCACAGCAGAGAUCAGGAUUUAGCACUUCUGGUGUCAGUUUUUGUGUUGUACUAUUCUAUUAUGCCACGCUUCAUGGACUUAAUACUGAUAUCAGAUACGUAUGGUCA